AUGCUCAGAAGAAUCAAAAAAUUAUUCGGAUUUUCGGUGAGUUUUUAUUUUAUGCACAAUUUUAAUCUUAAAAUUCAAAGUGUUUUGCAGUCUCGCGGAGCCUAUUUCCCAAACAAUGAAGUUUCGCCAGCUGAUGGAAGUGUUCUUUCUACUUCAAGUCGAAAAAUGACGAAAAAACAACAGAAGAAAUUAGCAGCGGAGCAAGAAAAAGAAGCCGAGAAAUCAUUGCAAAAACAAGACAUAGAAGUUGUUCAUAGCAGUUUCCAACAAUCAAAUGAAUUGGUGAUUGGUGGAGAAGAAACUGUUGGAAGUUCACAAAAAACUGAUUCGGUUUCUUGUGGAGAACAAAGUGAAAGUAUGUUUUUUUUGAAACCAGCUAUUUAUUUUCAAAAAAACAUUUUUCAGAAUUUCCAAGUGCUCGUUCUUCUGAUGCAGCUCCUUCAUUAAAAGCCGAAGCAACUUCAAACGCAAGUUUAGCUGGAUCAACAGUUUUGCCAAUUUCCAAAAAGACUUCAUCUGACUCGGAAUAUUCAACUGAUACUACACAAGAAGAUGAAGAUGAAAACAUCGAAUUGUGUAAUGUACGAACAUUUUUAUCUGUUUUUGAAGAAAAUUAAAAAAAUCAUGAUUUUUUUAGGAAAUGGCUGUUGAUGUUCCAAAUUCGGUAGAGAAAUCAGUGCUUCGUGUAAAUGUUCCAGAACCAUGUUUUGAGGAAGAUCCAAAAUCAACUCCAAUUUUCACAAAAGCAGACGAAGAUAUGGAAAAACAAUGGAGAGAUUUGAACGAGCAAUUGAAUGAUAUUUUGAGCAAACCAGCUCCAUUCCAAGUUUCGACUUCACAUCUUCCACCAAUGAAAAUGCUUGAACAAUCACAAGUUGAUAUUUCAAUUGAAGAAUUUGAGGGGAAUAAUUCAGUGACUAGAAUUCUGAACGAAUCCCAUGAAAAGACAUUGAGCAGCCCCGAGCAAAAACAUUUGCGCAGUUUUGGAUACUAA
Molecule: messenger RNA, 994 nt
Organism: Caenorhabditis angaria
Lineage: Eukaryota; Metazoa; Nematoda; Chromadorea; Rhabditida; Rhabditidae
Source: the annotation of a GenBank genome assembly